This is a messenger RNA of Paramecium sonneborni, 109 nucleotides long. The record is from the annotation of a GenBank genome assembly. Lineage: Eukaryota; Ciliophora; Oligohymenophorea; Peniculida; Parameciidae.
UAUGGAAAUUGCAGCCAGUACAGAUAAAUGUUUGAUUGAAGGGUCAGCAGAAGAUUUAUAAAUAUUUAAUUUAAUGGCAUAGUGUUAGCGGGUUAGUAAUGAAAAUUGA